Tetrapisispora phaffii CBS 4417 is the source of this 708-nucleotide messenger RNA. Its product is annotated as DUF5341 domain-containing protein. Bases 1 to 708 code for a protein of 235 amino acids. The record is from RefSeq and is a predicted model, not a curated record. Lineage: Eukaryota; Fungi; Ascomycota; Saccharomycetes; Saccharomycetales; Saccharomycetaceae. The transcript has a single exon.
AUGACUCGCUAUGAAAGCUACUACGCUUUGUCAAACACCACAGAUCAUUCUUAUCCAUCCUUUGGUAUUUCAAAUUCAAAAAUAAUUCUUGCACCUAUCGAUGAUAUUUAUGACACAAUUGUUGACAUGUUUACAGGAGCUGGAUUAGGUGUCCCAGUUAUCACCGUCGCAAAUUCAACUGAUAAUAUGAAACGAGGUAGUGAUAAUAAUUUACAGAGGACUUUACAUUGGAGGACAUCAUUGGGCACACAUACUGCUAUGCAUUUGAAUCAUUAUGAUGUUUUGGAGAUGAGUAACGACAUUGUAAAUCAACAUAAAUCAGGAUACAACGGGGUAUCUUCGGGAACAGGAUAUUUUGACAGAUCAAUGGGACGUCAAAUUAUUCCUCGCACAGAGAGAUACAGUGUUGAUUGGGUUUCGUAUAAUGUAGAUAACGAAAAUGUAAGUUUAGAAAGAAAUGCUUGGCUUACUACUAGGGAUCCUGGAGUAUGGGAUGAAGAAGUAGCAAAUGCCCUUUAUACUAACGAUUUGGAUUCUACCUGGAAGUGGUGCAUUACUAUCAUGAAUAGCGAUAAUUCUGAUUAUAAUAGUUUUGGAGAAGUAGAUGCAACACAUGGCGAAGCAUAUACUAAUCAAUAUGGAGGUGUUGAUAAUUACUGCAAUGAUAACAAAGGUGGUGCCCAAUGUACAACAGAUGGCUGUCAAUAG